Molecule: messenger RNA, 1623 nt
Organism: Fulvia fulva
Lineage: Eukaryota; Fungi; Ascomycota; Dothideomycetes; Mycosphaerellales; Mycosphaerellaceae
Product: Choline transport protein
Exons: 2
Coding region: 1-1623 (540 amino acids)
Biological process (GO): transmembrane transport
Cellular component (GO): membrane
Molecular function (GO): transmembrane transporter activity
Source: RefSeq, a predicted model, not a curated record
AUGUCCGACCCAGAAACCCCCAGCAAGACCGCCGACGAUGCCACCCUGGCCUUACUAAGGAAAGAAGCCCUUUGCGAGCUCAUCACCUGGGAAACAGUCCUCGCGCUCUUCUCCCAAGCCCUUGAGAAUGGCGGACCAGCCGGCGCAGUGUACGGUUACAUUAUCACCUGGUUCUCGACCAUGUCUGUCUACACAGUCAUCUCGGAGCUGGCUUCCAUGGCCCCCAUUGCUGGAGGGCAGUACUACUGGGUGUACAUGAUGGCGCCGCCGAAGUACAAACGCAUUUCGAGUUAUAUCGUGGGCUGGCUCACGACGUUGGCGUGGGUUGCGACUGUGGCGACGGAGACUCUGUUUGCCGAAUUGAUUGUGCAGGGCAUUUUGGUGUUGGAUUAUCCCGAGUAUGAGAAUAAGAUGUAUCAGGGGACGUUGUUGACGUGGGCGGUCAUUCUCGGGUGCAUCUUCAUCAACGUGGUGAUUCCGGCGUGGUUGCCUAGAUUCGAGGUCUUCAUUCUGGUGUUCCAUCUGGCUGGGUUUGUGGCGAUUUUGGUUACGCUGCUGAUCAUGACGCCGAGUCUCGGAUCUGCAGAGAGCGUAUGGUUGGCAAUUAAUAAUGGUGGUGGAUGGCCCACGCAGGGAUUGUCGUAUUGUGUUGGGUUUCUGGGGAACGUUGCAACGUUCGUUGGGGCUGAUGCUAGUGUCCAUCUUGCGGAGGAGGUUUCCAAUGCAGCUGUGAACAUCCCUCGAGCUAUCCUCGGAGCUAUGCUCAUCAAUGGCUCGAUCGGCUUUGCCAUGAUGGUCACUGUUCUGUACUGUCCUGGGGACGUUCAGACCGUGCUCGAGACGAAGAUAGGAUACCCAUUCAUCCAGGUAUUCUACGAUAGCGUCCGGAACGUCGCUGGAGCGACGGUCAUGGCAGCAGUUGUGCUCGCAUUGACAUGGGCUUGCGCCACUGGGAUCACAACCACAGCUUCACGGAUGACUUGGUCCUUUGCACGAGAUCGAGGAUUGCCCUUCUCGAACUUCCUCGGCCGUGUCAGCUCGAGGUCGAAAGUACCGGUCAAUGCUGUCUUGGUCGUGGCGGGCAUCGCAGCGCUGCUAUCGCUGAUCUACAUUGGAUCUUAUACCGCAUUCAACGAUGUCAUCUCGUUGACCAUUACUGGCUUCUACGGAUCGUACCUCCUGCCGGCCGGAUUUCUUCUUUACCAUCGCAUCAAAGGCAAUGUGCUUCCGCGUGGUACAGAACUUGAUACUUCACCUUCAGACGCCAACGCGAAGGAGGUCAAGACCGGUGCUGCUGAGGAAGUCACACAAGACGUCGACGGCGUCGAAGUUGUGCAAGCCCGUCUUGUGUGGGGACCGUGGCAUCUUCCUGGCAUUCUUGGCAUUAUCAACAACGUCUAUGCGUGCGUGUACAUGGUGUUCGUGAUCUUCUGGUCGGUCUGGCCACCCGCGACACCUGUGUCGGCAUCAACGAUGAACUACUCGGUAGUCGUGACUGGAGGAGUCAUGAUCUUGAGCGCCAUAUGGUACUUCAUAGGUGGUAAGAAGCAGUAUCAAGGACCUCUGAUCGACGAUGAGGUCGCGAGCAUCAUGAGAGCUGGAUCUACAAUCUCAGUACACUAG